UCCUUCUCCAUUCGGCGGUCGGACGGUACGGCUGUGUUUCGGGUGAUCGGCGAUCACUUUAACUUUGGCUUUGUGCUCGCUGUGGUAUAACCGGUGGUGUGUCGCGUAUAAUCGCGCCGUAUAAUCCACGCGAAUAGAGAGCGUCGUAAAAACAGAUAAAGCGGAGCGCGAUGACCGAUCAGGAGAGCAAAGAUUUCAGCGACGACAUCGCGGAGCAGAACUUCGCCGAGCAGAACGGCGAGGCCGAGAAUAACGGCGAGAACAACGCCAUGGAGAACAAUCAGGAGUCGCAGGAAGACAGGAAAUUAUUCGUCGGCGGCUUAAGCUGGGAAACGACAGACAAGGAAUUGCGCGAACAUUUCAGCGCAUAUGGUGACAUUGAGAGCAUCAAUGUCAAGACAGAUCCAAAUACAGGACGAUCGAGAGGAUUCGCUUUCAUCGUCUUUGCUAAGGCCGAAUCUCUCGACAAGAUCAUGUCCGCUGGUGAUCAUGUCAUCAACAACAAAAAGGUUGAUCCUAAAAAGGCGAAAGCCAGACACGGGAAAAUAUUUGUCGGCGGACUUUCGACGGAACUUUCCGACGACGAGAUUAAGAAUUUCUUCUCACAAUUCGGAACCAUCGUCGAGAUGGAGAUGCCGUUUGAUAAAACCAAAAAUCAAAGGAAAGGAUUCUGUUUCAUCACUUUCGAAUCUGAGCAGGUGGUUAAUGAGCUGUUGAAGACCUCGAAACAAACGAUAAAUGGUAAAGAGGUUGACGUGAAGAAAGCAACACCCAAGCCCGACGGAAUGAUCGGUAUGCGCGGUGGACCCGGCGGCCGUGGCGGACGUGGCGCCAGGGGUGGCCGAGGCCGAGGAUUCGGCCAGGGCGGAUGGGGCCAGAGUGGCUACGGCGGCGGAUACGGCGGUGGCUACGGCCAGGGCGGAUACGGCGGUGGCUACGAUGGAUACGGAUACGAUUAUUACGGUGGGGGUGGGUACGGAGGUUACGGCGGCUACGACUACAGUGGAUACGACGGAUAUGGAUACGGAGGUGGUAAUUACGACGGUGGAUACAGUGGCGGGCGCGGUGGCGCACGCGGUAAAGGAGGUUCAGGCUACGGUGGCAAGCAAAGGGGUGGUCGUCAGAACCAGAGGCACCAACCCUAUUAAUAAAGGAACCCUCCUUAUUUAUGACCGCAAUGCAAUUCGCAUUGUAACUGCCGGUGAGUCACUGUCCAAUCUCCUAAUGCUCUUACUUCCACCACCUCCGCACUAAAUCACCCAAAGACUUUGGUGUGCGAAAAUUUUGUAUUAGAAAAAAAAAAUUCACAUUUUUUUUCAAUUAUGUAUUCUUGACAAAUAUCUAUAAAAUCAUGAUUUCAAAUAAAAUGGUUUACAAAAAGUGAAAUAUGCAUUUUAAUUUUUAAAAGUCUACGAGCAGUUUAUUUAUGUAUGAAUACAAUCUUGAGUUUCCAAACAGAACCACAGCUACCGUAUUUUCCUCGUAAUCCUUGAUUCACAAUUUGUAAUGUGCUUACAUAUUCUCACAUAAAUAUCUUACAUUUUGCAUGUGUAUCACAAAUUAUUUCACACGUCGCUUUAUUAAUUUUUAUCUCAACCAUCAUUUCCACUUCUAUUUCGAAUCCAUGUUCCACUUGCUAUGUGCUUUUGUAAGUAAUAUUUAACUUAUUACACUUUACUAGUAACCUAAAUUAAUUUGUGUUAUAUAAACAUACGCAGUAUGAAUUAUUAAAAGAUUAAUACGUUCCUUU
This is a messenger RNA of Wasmannia auropunctata (little fire ant), 1750 nucleotides long. It is a transcript of the gene sqd, whose product is annotated as RNA-binding protein squid. Gene Ontology annotation, biological process: regulation of gene expression. The transcript is spliced from 8 exons. Lineage: Eukaryota; Metazoa; Arthropoda; Insecta; Hymenoptera; Formicidae. Bases 171 to 1148 code for a protein of 325 amino acids. Gene Ontology annotation, molecular function: RNA binding. The record is from RefSeq and is a predicted model, not a curated record. Gene Ontology annotation, cellular component: nucleoplasm.